Messenger RNA from Oikopleura dioica, 3759 nucleotides. The record is from the annotation of a GenBank genome assembly. Lineage: Eukaryota; Metazoa; Chordata; Appendicularia; Copelata; Oikopleuridae.
AUGAGGCGUUUAGCUUUACUUGCUCUAGCGAGCUCCGUCUGUCCGGACGACUCUGUCUGCGGGAGUGGCAAACUGAUCGAUGGAAAAUGCCAUUGUCCCCUUGGUUUUUCUGGGCCAAAUUGCACUACGAGUGAACAAGUCCGAAAAGAAUGCUACAACGGAGGCCUUGAUCCCUCCCUCGACACAUGCAUCUGUCAUUCUGGCUGGAAAGGUGAAAUAUGCGAUCUGCGAGCGUGCGAUUUUCCUUGUCUUCAUGGCGACUGUUCGGAGAGUGGAAAGUGCAUCUGUAAAAAUGGAUAUUCCGGAAAAUUCUGCCACCUUUCCCAUGAUCAAGGAAGAACUUGUCAUGUGACGAGGAAUUUUUUGAAGAGCUUUUCUGGGAAUAAGCUGGAUUACCCGAGUAAAUCUGCUGAAAUCACGAUUCUUGAUGAUGUCGACUUCAAAAUAACUUUCCAUAACGGAGAAAAUAUCCUGCGAAUUUACGAAAAUCAAAUAUUUGAAAUCAAGGAAGACCUCAAAAUCGACACAGAAAUCGCGGAAAUGAAGCAUUUUCAUCAUUACAUCAUGCCCGGCUAUUUGGUCAUCUAUAACGAAAAUAUCAGGAUCAUAUUUGACGGAAAUUCGGUCAAGCUCGAAGAAAUUUCUCGGCAAAAACGAGUCGGUCUUUGUAACCCGCCGAGUUUUUCCCAAAACAAUGAUGCAAUUUUUCAGCAUUGGUCAAAAAGCAUCAGCAGCAGAAGCAAUCUCGCAGAAGAAAAUCAGCUUUGCGAAUCGUUUCUUCGAGCGAAGAGUCUUAAAGAUUGUCGGCUGAAACUCAAAGUCGAAGACUACGAAGAACUCUGCCAAUAUUCCUCGGAUGACGAUUGGAGCUGCCUUGUUCGAGAGGAUUUUCUUGAAGAUUGCCAAGCGAGCGGAAAUGCAGUCGAAAUCGCGAAUGAACCAGGGGAGUGUGUAAGAGAAUGCGAAGAUUCCUUCGAAUUGGAUCUCUCCCAAGAUUGCUUUCAAACAUGCUCUGGGGAAAAGAAAGGCGACUGCUCUAGAAUUUCCGAGCAUUGUUCGUGCCCACCCGGGUCUGUUCUUGAUAAAAGCCUGAACAAAUGCGUCAAGCAAUCUGAAUGUAACUGUGACUACUUCGGGAGAAUUUUUCAACCAGGAGAUUUUCGCCAGAACGACUGCUCAAAAUGCAUUUGCGAAGAUGGAGCCUGGAAUUGCAGCGAGCUUCCUUGCGAUUUGACGUGCUCAUUCGCCAAAGCUGGCGGUUUGAAACAAUUCCAUGAAAGAUCAUUUCAUCUGACAUACACGGGAGCUUUCUUGCUGGCGAAAAAUCAUGACUUUCAGAUUUCAGCAGAAUUCGAAGAGUGCGAUAGCUUCCUUUGCCCCCAAAAUCUUCGAAUAAAAAGCAAAAACGACACAAUCGAAGUUCAACCCGGCCUUGUCAGUGUCAACCAUGCUCCUCUACUGACAACGGGAAUUCAUAAAAAUCUCAAGUUCUGGGCUGAUGGGAUGAAAGCAAUUCUAGAGCUCGAGAAUAAAUUCAAGAUUGAAAUAACGCGGAAAAAACUUGAAUUAAGAUUCCCAAACAAGCUUGAAGUCCAAGGCCUUUGCAAUGAUUCGAAAGAGGCUGUCGGCUUUGAUUUUACUCAUCAAAAUCUUCAACAUCUCUGGCGAAUUGGGAAAAUUGUCAAGUUCGAGCCCAGAGAAUACGUUGGUUUGCCAAGCCGAACGGACAAAUGCCUGGAAUUUAUUGAAUCUUUCGAGCUAAAUGGAUGCGUAGAAGCUGAUGACUUGCUUAUGAAAUGCUCUUUGACAGACGAUCAUUGUGAAAUCAUAGAAGAGAUUGUGGUUCGAUGCAGAGAAAAUUUCGAUAUUUCUUCUUCCUGGCGAGAGAGAACAAAUUGUUUGGUUUCGUGCCCAUUCGGCAUGUCAUUUCGAUCUGUUGAAAACGCGGAUUUGUUCAGCUGCCCUUCCUUGCAAGUCGGAUUGAAGAACAUUGAAGCGUGUUUUUGUCUUGAAGAUUCAUUUAUGGACUUGAACAAAACAUGUGUUCCCUCGAUUUCUGACUGUUCAUGCUAUCAUCAAGGAAAUAUCAUGGCGCCGGGGCAGCAUCACAUGAUCAACGACCACAAAUGCGAGUGUCUCGAGGGUGAGAUCUUCUGCGUUCCGAAUGAGCCAAAAAGCGAUGAAUGUCAAAAAAUGAUGCUUCCUGCUUCUCGAGAUGAUUUGGUCACAUGCGAAGAUCUCUUCUAUAAUCGAAAGCUUUCUGAUCUUGAUUGCAAGUGCCAAGAAGGCCAUCAUUACUCUCUCGAUGCUGAACAGUGCAUCCCAUCGUCAGAAUGUGGUUGUUUCUCCCGCGGGAGAUCGUUCCCGACAAAUUCUUCGACGCAAAUUACUUCAGACUUCGGAAAUACGAUUCAGACUUGUUAUUGCGAGAAUCAAAAAUGGUCAUGUUCGGAGGAAGAAAAACUUUUUGUCGAGUGCCGCAUUAUCAAAAACAACUUCAUAACUGGCUUUGAUGGAAGAAAGCAGUCGAUACGAGGCAUGAAAAAUCUAGAACUCAUCUCAUUUGAUACAACUCCGAUGAGACUAUCGGAAAAUGAAGAAUUUGAGCUUGACGGAAUUCCAAUCAAAAACCAGGUCACAGAUCGUAUUGGUCGAUACAAGAAGGUAUCUUUUGCGAAAGAUUUUGAGAUUCUUUUCGAUGAAGGGAACACAGUUAUUAUCAAAAAGGCCAAAGAUCAUGUUACUCACGGCAUGUGCUCGUCGGAUGUUGGCUAUUCAAGUCUCAGUUCAGAAAAUCUCAUCCGCAGAAAACGAAAUCUAGAGCCAACUUGUUAUGAUAAGGGCCGAUCCUUGUGCCAGAGAAUCCUUGGCGGCGAUCGAUUUGAAUCUUGCCAUGCCUACGUUGAUUAUGAAGACUAUCUCGACGAGUGUGUAGCUGCUGUUUGCAAUUGCAAAGCGUCUUAUAUCCUUACUUGCCCUGAUUUCUGUGAUGUCUUGUCAGCGUACGGACAGAAAUGCUCAAAUGCGAUGAUGAUUGAAGAGGAGAUCUGUCACAUUUGGCGAGAUGAGAGGCUUUGUCCGAUGAUGUGUGAGGCUUAUGACGAGCAUCACUACGAUUGUGUCUUUCACUAUGAGUGCUGCGGUAACUCCCUUCCGUCUUGUGAAAAUCCUUUUCCGUCUCCUUAUGAAACCCUUUGUGUGGAAGGGUGCUAUCCGCAUUGCGAAGAAGAGGACUUUCUCUGGAGCGAAGAGGAAAAACGCUGCGUUCAUCGUGAUUAUUGUGGUGAUUUUGUCCAUACGACGGAAAUGACAUCGAUAAUGACCACUUCGACUGGAGGAAGUGCGGAUUGUUCAUAUUUCGAACUACCGGAUUUGGAAGAUUUCAGCGAGCUAGACAAGCUAAUGGCUCAAUGUAGAGCUGCAACUGAGAAUAUGUUCGUUACUGAAGACUACGACAACUAUUACUACGACUACGACUACGACUACGACUACGACUACGACAACUUCUACUACGACUACGACUACGACUACGACUACGACUGCGACUACGACUACGACUACGACUACGACUACGACUACGACAACUAUUACUACUACUACGACUACGACAACGACAACUUCUACUACGACUACGACUACGACUACGACUGCGACUACGACUACGACUACGACUACGACUACGACUACGACUACGACAACGACAACUUCUACUACGACUACGACUACGACUACGACUACGACUACGACUACGACAACUAA